CCGCACAGCAAACUGGUAUCUGAUGGAUUCAUUUGUGCCAACGGCCCUCAUAAUGGGUAGCUAUGUAGUAUUCAUUGUAGUCGGGCUACAAGUUAUGAAGAAUCGGGCACCAUUGCAGCUAAGAAAUGUUUUAGUCUCGUAUAACCUGUUUCUUGUGAUGCUGUCAAUAUAUUUAUUUCACCAGAUUUUUCAUUCAGCGAUUGAGUCCAAAUACAACAUUGUCUGUCAAGGUGUAGAAAAGUCAUCACAUCCACGUGUUAUUAGGAUGGCAAGACUCAUGUGGUGGUUUUAUAUUUCUAAGAUUUUAGAACUCAUGGACACGGUAUUUCUGAUACUUCGCAAAAAAAAUUCACAAGUUACUUUUCUGCACUGCUAUCAUCACUUCACCAUGGUGUGCAAUACCUGGCUUAGCGUUAAAUAUGCUCCAGGCGGACAAAAUUUUUUUAUUGCGCUCUUAAACUCCUUUGUCCACGUGAUCAUGUAUUCAUACUACGGCCUUGCAGCUAUAGGACCUCACAUGCAGAAACAUCUGUGGUGGAAACGUCACCUCACACAUCUACAACUGAUCCAAUUUUUCGCUAUGUCAUCUCACAUUCUAAGUGGAGUUAUCAACAAUUGUGGUUAUCCGAUUUGGUUUGGGACAAUCCAGUUUUUAUACGUCGUUUCUCUCAUUAUUUUAUUCACUAACUUUUACAUGAAAGCGUAUUUACAGGAUUAUAAAAAGUCAGUAAUUCAAGCAAAUAACAAAAAAUAUGAACUUCAACUCAACGGCAAAACUGACUAAUCGUUAACAUCUUAGUUAUGUUACUUUAACUAUUACUUUUGGAAAUAUUAUUUACUCUCAUACUUGAUUUAUAAGUUACGAAAACAAUAUCGUUUGAUGUAAACUUUAAUAUAAUGUUUCACGUCUCAUUGAUAGAUUAUUGUAACUUAACACCCAUCACAUGGUUGACGGACGAUUUGUUCUAUUCCUGGUACAGCAUCUGGUUUUGGCUAAGAUAUCAAAGUAUUAAAUGUGUAUUAUAACGCCUCCAUACUGGGUUGGGCAUAUUAACUUAUUGUUAAGUUUUAGUAACUCAAGUUUAUACUCAAUUUUGGAUACUGUGUAAAUGACGAUUGAUAUCGAAAAUGUUAUUUUUUUAAAUGUAUAGCGUUACUAAAGAAAAGUACACUGUCAUAUUAUAUAAACUUCUUGUUUUGGUCUUGUACACUGAACUUGAUGAAAAAUUAUAAAAGUUUUUGUAACAAGUAAAACAAAAAUAAAAGGUUUAAUGUA
Messenger RNA from Limulus polyphemus (Atlantic horseshoe crab), 1276 nucleotides. Its product is annotated as elongation of very long chain fatty acids protein 4-like. The record is from RefSeq and is a predicted model, not a curated record. Gene Ontology annotation, cellular component: endoplasmic reticulum membrane. Gene Ontology annotation, biological process: sphingolipid biosynthetic process; fatty acid elongation, polyunsaturated fatty acid; fatty acid elongation, monounsaturated fatty acid. Bases 23 to 784 code for a protein of 253 amino acids. The transcript is spliced from 6 exons. NCBI's taxonomy places the organism in Eukaryota, Metazoa, Arthropoda, Merostomata, Xiphosura, Limulidae. Gene Ontology annotation, molecular function: fatty acid elongase activity.